Molecule: messenger RNA, 1389 nt
Organism: Culicoides brevitarsis
Lineage: Eukaryota; Metazoa; Arthropoda; Insecta; Diptera; Ceratopogonidae
Product: nucleolar protein 4-like
Exons: 5
Source: RefSeq, a predicted model, not a curated record
AUGCCACAAAUUGUGGAAAAUAGUGAAAUAGAUGGCGAUUCCAAUGUGGAGUCAAUUAAAACAGGAAGUGACACAAAUUCGGAAAAUAAACGACGACGAAGUGGAAAUUUGAAUUCCUCAAAUGAGGAAAACAGUCCGAGGGAAUAUUAUCCGUGGGUGUUACAAACGUAUGGCGAUGCAGCAAAAACGAAAACUAUUACAAUUAAAAAACUCAAUCGGAUCAUCAAUGCACUCAACGGAAAGGAAUCAAAUCGUCCCGAUAGCUCAAAGUUCCGAUUUUGGGUCAAAACAAAGGGUUUCACAACAACAAGACCGGAAAAUUUUGUGAAUGCCACAUUCGAUAAGGACAAUUUGUCCAAAGCUGAAGUAACUCCUUUGUACGUGUUGCAAGUUGCAGUAAUGAAUUAAUUCCGAAUUUCUCUCGUUAAAUAGGACAGCGGCACCCAAACGUACAAACAAGUGGCCGUCGUCGAGCACUUUUUCGAUAUAAUUUAUCACAUUCACGUGGCGUUGGGAUCUAAACGGUGUGGGCGUCAUGCUGGACAAAAACGUACUUAUCGAACUAUUACCGAGACGUAUGCUUUUUUACCGAGGGAGGCAGUGAGUAAAUUUUUAUCGCUAUGCACACAAUGCAAGAAACAACAAAUUAACGAGAGCGGUGCCGGCCAGAAGCACGUCACCAUGGCAAAUGCAUCAAAUUAUUACGAUAAUCGUUAUUUAACAAGUAAUUUAUCGGACACGACUCUCCCGAUGAAACAUGAAAGGAAUAUUGGAUUAGAUUACAACAUCAAAAGUGAUUGGGAAUCGGAGGAAAAACGUAAUUUGGCUUUUGUCGGGAACUUAUCUGCCGGUGACAUCAACAAUCAACCUAAUCGAACAUUAUUUAAGCCCUAUGAGAAUAACAACAACAACAAAUAUGGAGACACCUCUGCCAAAAGUGCACCUUUAAAUAUCACCGAAACACUGAGUUACUACCAACUAUUGACGCUCUUUUACCAUAAUUUUAAUUUGACGUCUUCAGCAAAUGCAGCAACUUUACAAAAACAGGAUUACAUAAAGAAUUUUUCCGAUAAAUUACCGAAAAUAACAAAUCAGUUGAAUAAUUAUGAGAUUAAAGACUCUUCAGUGACACCAUCGACGAUAUCAGAGACACCAAUAAAGUACAAUGAGCUAAAAGUUCCGAAUCUUUGGAGUGGUUCGCCCAAUAAAAAAGAAAGAAAUUUCGCGCAACUGCCAGUUACCAGCACUCCUGAGACCAAAUUUUCCGGAAGUAAUACAAAAUCCAAGGAAGAUGAAGGUGAAGCGAUUAAACAAAUGACAUCGACGUACCUGAGUAUGACUCGAAGUAUGGGUCUGGAAGAUGACGACGCCCUUAAUUUGAUACCAUAA